GGGCCGGGCGGGGGCCGGCCGCUCGGUAUUUCUCUCCGGAGAGAUACCGGGGUGGACCGGGAAGUGUUCCUGCCCUGCUGGCUCGGCCCGGACCGGCGGGAGGAGUAACUUGCCGCUGCCGUGAUUCCUCUCAGCAAAGUUUCCGUAAAAUGGCAGUUAAUGUGUAUGCUACUUCAGUGACUAUCGAUAACUUGAGUCGACAUGACAUGCUGGCGUGGAUCAACGAGUCUCUGCAGCUGACGCUGACCAAGAUCGAACAGUUGUGCUCAGGUACUGCAUACUGUCAGUUCAUGGACAUGCUCUUCCCAGGGUCUGUAGCACUCAAGAAAGUGAAAUUCCAAGCCAAGUUGGAGCAUGAAUACAUUCAGAACUUCAAGGUUCUACAAGCAGGUUUUAAAAGAAUGGGUGUUGACAAAAUAAUUCCUGUGGACAAACUAGUGAAAGGAAAAUUUCAGGACAACUUUGAAUUUGUUCAGUGGUUCAAAAAAUUUUUUGAUGCAAACUAUGAUGGGAAGGAGUAUGAUCCUGUUGCUGCUCGACAAGGCCAAGAGACAGUAGCACCAAGCCUUGUUGCUCCAGUUGUGAACAAACCCAAGAAAUCCCUCAGUUCUAACAGUGCAGCCCCACAGAGGCCCAUUGUCACACAGAGGACUGCAGCAACUCCAAAGGCUGGGAUGGUCAAAAAGGCUGGAGGGGAUGAGGAGUCAGCAGUGUUGAUUGAGCAGAUCAACGUAUUGAAGCUUACUGUUGAAGAUCUGGAGAAGGAGAGAGACUUCUACUUUGGCAAAUUGAGGAACAUUGAACUGAUCUGCCAGGAGAAUGAAGGGGAGAAUGAUCCAGUGUUGCAGAGGAUUGUGGAAAUUCUUUAUGCCACAGAUGAAGGCUUUGUGAUACCUGACGAAGGAGCACCGCAGGAGGAGCAAGAAGAGUAUUAACAGACCACAUACUGUACCAGCAGAGCAGCAACAUCAGAAUUCUUUGCCCCAGAUCAUGUGCUUAACUGUAAAAUACUCCACUUUAUUCUUAGAGGACUCACUGGUUUCUUUCCAUAGCAAAAAAAAAAAAAGUACCUCUUCUUAAAGUGCACUUUGAGGAAGCUUCACUUCUUAAAGUGGGUUUGAGUCAGGAGCUCUCUCACUUCUAGCAGAGCAGUAUUCACACCUAGGUGGUAACUGAGGGAGCAAGAGGCUGAAUAUUGGGAACUUGUUGCAGAAUGGUUUGCUGGUAAAAUCACUGGUUUGUGGGAAGACUCUUCUUGUAUCUAAGGUGGUGUGUGAUAGAGAAGUUAAAGACUCUGACUCACGGGAAGGUUGAGUUAAUGUGAAAUUGCAGCACAGAAAUUCUAAUAAAAUGCCUUAAGAGUAUUUAAAAUAUGCUUCCGUGUGCCAAAUGGGAGUGAUGGGACAGGAGAUUUUAUGUGCUUCGUGCUGGGGUCGGUGCCUGUUGAACUCCAUGCCCUGCUGUCUGGGAGGCCUUGCUGGCAUCCCACCUGGUCAGCAAGUGCUCAGAAGGGGCUGUUAAAACAAAACUCCAUCCCUGUGUAAAGCUGCUUACUGAGUGAUUAGUUCUUGAUGAAAUGGGCCUUAAUGUUGCCUGUCACAAGAUUAGAGGGAGUAUGAACAGCUGAGACACAUAAGUUACCUUGGAGAGGGGCCGAAGCCCCUUCCUGUGGCAUUGUGGCUAGUGACUCUGCCAGAACGUACUGUGUUUUCUGUGAGAAAAGCAAAAAACCAAAACAACAGCAAAAGCAACAGGCAUCCAAGUCCUCCUGCCUGAAAUGUUCUUCAGAGGCAAUUUUCCUUCCUGGCUCUUCUUUCUAUUUGUCCAGUUUAUUUUUGUUGGUCUCUCACUUGUUCUUUUCUCUUUCCCAUCCCAAGGAAUGCUGAUCAAAUCCAAUAGUAAAAUCCAACAGGACUCAGGCUGUGCAACAAUCUUGGAGUGAAAGUGAAUUGAGCACAUGAGGAUGAUGAUGGUUUUUAUCUUUCUUUUCCACCCCCCACCCCCCUUUCAAACCAGGACAUAUCCAAUAACAGUACUUGCCAGUUCACUGCUCUUCUGGGGUAAAAACUAAAAGAUGCUGGCUAACAGAGCUAAUGUUAUUGCAGAAAAUACAGUACUGAGACUAACUUAAAUAUUAAUAUUUAAAGUACUUUCUUUACCUAUCCUUUUUUGCUAUCAUGCCCCUCAUUACUGUUGUGUUUGGCAAGAUCCUGCAAGACUUCUGAUCCCCCUUCACUACUGAGAUUGAUCAGUCCUGUUGUGCUUGUAUCCAUUUGUUUCUGGUGGUAGCUUGUGCUAAAAUGUGUGUAGGAGAGCAUUUUAUGGUAAUUGUUGUGUAGUGCAUGAAUCUUUGUGAAAUUCAGAGGAAAAACCCAAAUUCAGUGAAUGCCAAAAAUGCAAGUAUCUAGCCAUUGUUUAAAACUGCAGUGGUGCUAUUUCUCUUGUGGCCUUUCAGACUUUUGUUGCCCUGAAACUCCAUUUUACUGAGGAACCAUAUUUGACUUGGAUUUUUCUUGACAGGGUUUUUCUAUUUUAAGCAGUUUCUAAAUAAAGUUCUGUAUUUCAAGAGUGUCAUGUCUGCUGAAGUCUCUCGUGCUUUCAUACACCGUGAGGCAAAGCUAAAGCUGGUGGUAGUUUUCAUGGUGAAGCUUGCAGGACCUGCAGUAUCAGCUGUCAUUCUCCAGUCCUAGUUACAAUCCUGACUCGAGUAGCAGUAAUGGUGGAACUGUUCUGGGGAAGCCACUGUUGGAGGUUUGGGGUGGUUUUCUCCCCCCAGGUGGAUGAAAUGCCAGUGGAUUGUUGGCUUCCUCCUCCUGAUGGUGUGAGAAUGGGGCUGUGAGCCAGGAAUGCUGUCACAUGGCUAUGUUUGAAGUGCUUUAAAACUGCUAAAACAGUGCUGGUAACAAACAAGGUGUUAACUGUCUGCCAGCAGCCUGGGCAGGCUGGCUGCACCCCAGCUGUGUGCUCCCUUGGCAGUGUGUUGCAGAUGAGUGCACAGACCAGCAGCUUCUGGGAGGUGCUUGUGUGGUGCCUCUCACCUGGGCACGAGGAGUGUUCCCUGCAGGGCUCCUGUCUGAUGCUGGAGACCCCCCCUGCCCUGGGGUGCUCUGGGUGCCUCCCUGCUCAGGGCACAGGCCCUGCUGGUGUUGCACAACUGCUGCUGGGCAGUGCAGUGAUGAAGCACAUAAAAUCUUCUUGACCAUCACUUACUGGCUUGGAGGUCGGAAGCAUAUUUUUUCGACUCUGUGUCAUUCCAUUAUUCCAGCAUUAUUCUGUUAUUCCAGCAACUCAAAAGAUGGUAAUAGCAUGUGGACUCGUGGAGGACUUUGUGGGUGUCUGCUCUUUGCAGCCUGGUUGUGCACUGGGUCCUGGUUGCUGCAAGUCUCUCUUUAAGAGGCUGGUGUGUGUGUAAGGGUGAAGCAGCCAGGUCAUCAGAUGGGUUGGACUAGGUUGGUUUUGGUCUCUGCUGGCAAAGCAAGGAAACAUUUAUGCUGAGUGAAUAAUGAGUCAGAAGUUCUGCUGGUGGCACCAUGUGAGACUGUUGAAUGUGUGGACCUGUUGGACGUGCAUGAUACAGCUAAGUGGAAGUUGCAGUCGUGUUGGAUGCUGCUGAGGUUUCCAGUUCAUUACAUCCCUUCUCUGCUACCAAGAUGAGUUCUAAAUAGAAUGGGAAGAAACUCAUGUGGUCGGGUUCUGACUACACUAUAGAUACCUUGGAAUCGUCUGGGUUUUAAUGUGCUUUUUGGGAAGAGAAUAACAAUAAGCCCAACUCAAAUCCUUAGACUUAAUGUGGCUACUCUGUCACUCUGGUACAGCAUGUGCUGGGAAAUGUUAAAGCUCACCUGCCAGGACAAUUCCAAUGGCAUCCAGCCUGUCGUAGUGUCUUAGUUUGAUCAGAUAUUUGAAAAAUGAACAGAAUGGAAGCAACAAGCUCACAUCUCCUUUCUGUACCAACAUGUCUUAGUUGCAGGUGGACUUGUGGAUGUUUUUUUUUAACUUUUAUUGUUCAAUUUUUUAAAAAAGAUUCCUGGUUUGCAAUGACAAUAACUGUAACUGUUAAAAGCCUUCAAAUAAAGGCCAGAAACUUGCUUGGUGUUGGAUCAUG
Apus apus (common swift) is the source of this 4105-nucleotide messenger RNA. It is a transcript of the gene MAPRE1, whose product is annotated as microtubule associated protein RP/EB family member 1. The record is from RefSeq and is a predicted model, not a curated record. The transcript has 7 exons. NCBI's taxonomy places the organism in Eukaryota, Metazoa, Chordata, Aves, Apodiformes, Apodidae. Gene Ontology annotation, molecular function: microtubule plus-end binding. Gene Ontology annotation, cellular component: microtubule organizing center; cytoplasmic microtubule; spindle midzone. Gene Ontology annotation, biological process: regulation of microtubule polymerization or depolymerization; protein localization to microtubule plus-end; spindle assembly. Bases 150 to 935 code for a protein of 261 amino acids.